Molecule: messenger RNA, 2738 nt
Organism: Yamadazyma tenuis ATCC 10573
Lineage: Eukaryota; Fungi; Ascomycota; Pichiomycetes; Serinales; Debaryomycetaceae
Product: putative asparagine synthase
Molecular function (GO): asparagine synthase (glutamine-hydrolyzing) activity
Source: RefSeq, a predicted model, not a curated record
UGCUCUAAUACUGUAAAUUUAUGCAAACCUUCAAAUACACUCAUUUCCAAUAAUGGGAUCUCUUACUGAUUAAAGUUUAUAGUAGUUGAAGUUUUGAUGACACAUCACCAUUUUUAGUGGUUUCAAAUCCUUCUAUAUGGUUCGUACCAGGCUACUUGCGAUCGAUUUUUCUGCUCAUCUCACUUCUCAGUAAUGUGUGGAAUUCUAUGUUUGGUAAACACCGAGUUUCAAGGCCAUCCACCUUGUCUCAAUAACCAAAGCUCUGUAUGGGAGUGUCAGGACACAGUCAAGAUACGAAAUAUUUUCAAACAGGAUUUCCGGUUGUCAGCAACAGAUUUAAACAAGUUAAACAAUCAAGAAAAGCUAAAGCAGUUGAAUAAUCAAUUGAUAAAACUUGGGAACAAUGUCAAAGUCGAUAAUCUGGAAAAGAUAGACGAAGUGUUUCAACAAAUCAAAGAUAUCACCGAAGAAGAACCCGAAGAUGAACUCACAUUUUCUUCAUCCAUUGAAGAGUAUAACCAUCUAAUACCUGCAAUAGCUGGAAGAGGUCCUGAUUACCUUCAGUAUAACAAAUUUGAUUUAGGAGACAGCAACGUCCAAUUGUUUUCGUCGGUUCUCUCUUUGAGACAACCAUUCAUAUCACAGCCAGUCUUCACUGAUAGAUACGUGGUUCAGUUCAAUGGAGAACUAUACAACAGCCAAUGUGAAUUUUCAAAUGAUACAGAAUUCCUCUUGAAUCAAAUCGUCAAGCAUGGAAUAAAGAAGGCAUUGGUGACUUUGAGUGGAGAGUUUGCUUUUUGUAUCUUGGAUAAAUUUGAACAAUGUGUAUUCUUCGGAAGAGACAGUAUUGGCAAAAGAUCACUAUGCUACAAGCAAACCAAAGACGAAAUUUUGAUAUCGUCUGUGCCCCAAAGGUUAUACAGUGAAUGUGAAGGCAAUAAGCUCUAUAAAUUCUCUACCCAAAGCUAUAAGCUUGAAGUAUCACUUUUGACACGGGAAUUUGAGGAACUUGUCCCCUUCAAUAUACUCAACUAUAAUGAACCUACGACCCAAGUCAAUCGCAUAUAUGAGAGUUUAAAGAGAUCCUGCUUCAUACGACAAGAAACAAUUUGCCCGUUACAAGCCACUGAAGCUAGUUUGGCUGUUCUCUUCAGUGGUGGUAUUGAUUGUGCUGUAAUUGCAGCCCUUUUGAUCGAGAAUUUCCUUGAACUUAAAACUCCCGUGAAAAUUGACUUGUUGACCGUUGGUUUUGAUAACCCAAGAACCGGCGUUAAGGCAAGUCAAAGUCCUGACCGACAGCUCAGUUUUAAGUCCUGGUUUCACUUGGCCAAAAAAUGUAGCGGAACCAAUGUCAGCUUGAGACUAGUCCAGGUGGAUGUCGAUUAUAAGCUUUGGUUGACACACAAAAAGAAUGUGGUGCUGUUGAUGUAUCCUCAAGAAACAGAAAUGGACUUGAGUAUUGCAAUUGCGUUCUAUUUCGCCAGCAACAAUAUUGUGCCUUGUCAGAAACUAGAGUUGCAAAAUUAUGAAGUAUCAUGGUCAGACUUCAUCAGUGACACCAACAAGUACGUCAGAGUAGAAGAUUAUAUUUCCCUGGCAAAAGUGCUUUUCUCUGGACUCGGAGCAGAUGAGCUAUUCGGAGGUUAUUCCAGGCACGAGGCUAUAUUCUCAUCACUCAAGCCAGAUGAUGAUCCACUGAGACAAUAUGAGGAAUUGAACAAACAGCUUCUACACGAUAUAGAGAUCAUUCACAAGAGAAACCUUGGAAGAGACGAUAGAGUGAUAAGCUCCUGGGGCAAAGAACUCAGGUACCCUUACCUUGACAACGAGUUCAUCAAGCUCGUUAUUAACAGUAUCGAGCCAAAUUACAAGAUAAAGUUGGAUUGGGCUGUUACCAAAAAAGGUAAGACAAUCAGCAAACCUACAAGAAAAUGGAUUCUCAGGCAGUUGGCGGGCACUAUGGGACUCAACUUCGUCAAAGACGAGUUGAAACGGGCAAUUCAAUUCGGAGCCAAAAGUGCAAAACUCGAGAUUGGACAGGCCAAAGCCAGAGGCACCGAUGAAUUAAAGUAACAAAGAUUCAUUAGAUAAAUAAAUAAAUAGAUGAAUAAAUAAUGCCGAGCUCUACAAGUUCUUGACCCAUCUCGGCUCUAUGACAAGGCAUUCACAUUCAGUCAAUAACUCCAAUUCGCUGUCUUUAACACUAAACACAGACCCUUUGACCCAACACUUUCUACCACUCUUUCUAGACAAUUCACAUUUUAUCAUCACCACCGAAUUCACAAAACACGGUUUUUUGUAGUUGAUGUUCAAGUUGGCAGUGACACCCUUUUUCGAAUGGAAAUUCUGAAAUGCUAAUCUGCAUGUCAAUUCAUCUAGAAGAGUGGCUAAUAAACCCCCAUGCACUAUCCCAUUAUGACCAGACAAUUUGGAACCUAAAUGGAAAAAUGUCACUAGGAAGUUGGAUUCUCCGUCUUUCACUUCGUCAAUGUCGUCAUACUCCUGUAGAAAAGCAUCAUCGAUAAAAAAGAUUCCGUUUCCUCUGUAGUUAAUCUUGUCAUCACCAAUCAAUGUGUCACCAGUUAAGUUGGGUCUUAAAUUCUCUUCGAUCAACCGUGACAAAUUGAAUGCCUUGUGCUGUUCCAACAACUCCUGGUACACUGCUAACAGGUGUAUGUGCUCUUCAUACUUGGAAGUUUCUCCCACCAUAGUCAAAUGUGAAUGAAAUCAGAUACGAU